AUGUCUUCUCCUCCUCAACCCACCAAAAUCGCCCUUAUCGGCGCCGGCACAAUCGGCCUUUCCUUCGCCGCCCUUCACCUCUCCAAAAACCCCACCUGCACCAUCACAAUCUACGACACCCGUCCCGAUCUCUCCUCAUAUGUCGCGCAACAUCUCCCCAGCUACCUCGUAGACGUCGAUGAUCACGAGUCAUGUACACGGCGACUCACGUUCGCGACAUCGUUAGAAGAAGCUGUCAGAGGUGCGAAUAUCGUUCAAGAGCAAGGACCCGAGAACUCCGCGUGGAAAGUACAGUUAUGGCCGCAAGUGGAGAAGUUCGCAAGGAAAGAGGCGUUGUUGUGGAGCAGUACGAGUGGCAUCCCGGCGAGCGAGCAGAGUGCGGGGAUGGAGGAUAAGACGAGACUGGUGGUUUGUCAUCCGUAUAAUCCGCCGCAUAUCAUGCCGUUGUUGGAAGUUGUGCGGUCGCCGAGCACGUCGGAUACAGUGGUUGAGCAAACGCUGGCAUACUGGCGGAGACUGGGCCGAGCGCCGGUAGUGGUGAGGAAAGAAUGCGUCGGCUUCGUGGCGAAUCGACUCGCGUUCGCACUGGUCCGGGAGGCGUGUAGUCUGGUCGCACAAGGGGUGGUGGGGGUGGAGGAGUGCGAUGAGAUUGUUAGGAAUUCGAUGGGCCCGAGGUGGGCAGUUGCUGGGCCGUUCAAGGCGUAUCAUGCCGGUGGAGGGGAGAAGGGGUUGAGGGGUUUUGUGGAGAAGGAGGGAAUUGGAGGGACGGUGGAGAAGUGUUGGAGGAAGAGCGAGGAGGAUGCGAGGGAGGGGAAUGUGUGGGUUGGGGAGGAGUGGCAGGAGGAGGUUUGUAGGCUGGCGGAGGAGGCGUAUGGGGUUGUGGAUACGAGGGAGAGGGAUGAGAAGACGAGGAGGGUUUUGGAUGCUGUGAGGUGA
This is a messenger RNA of Zymoseptoria tritici IPO323, 936 nucleotides long. RefSeq lists its product as uncharacterized. Gene Ontology annotation, molecular function: oxidoreductase activity, acting on the CH-OH group of donors, NAD or NADP as acceptor; NAD+ binding. Lineage: Eukaryota; Fungi; Ascomycota; Dothideomycetes; Mycosphaerellales; Mycosphaerellaceae. The transcript has a single exon. The record is from RefSeq and is a predicted model, not a curated record. Bases 1 to 936 code for a protein of 311 amino acids. Gene Ontology annotation, biological process: fatty acid metabolic process.